Monosiga brevicollis MX1 is the source of this 1821-nucleotide messenger RNA. RefSeq lists its product as uncharacterized. Lineage: Eukaryota; Choanoflagellata; Craspedida; Salpingoecidae. The annotation marks the transcript as partial. Gene Ontology annotation, molecular function: protein binding; ATP binding; protein kinase activity. Gene Ontology annotation, biological process: protein phosphorylation. The transcript is spliced from 4 exons. The record is from RefSeq and is a predicted model, not a curated record.
UUUGGCUGGACACCACUGCACAGGGCCUGCCGUAACGGUUAUGACAAGGUGGUGGAGAUGCUGUUGAAGCACGGUGCUGAUGCUAAAGCCAAGAACAACGGUGGCGAAACGCCCCUCGAUGUCGGACGUCAUCGCGGGCAUGGCGACAAGCUGGAGCCCGUGUUUGCUGCUCACGAGGCUCGCCUAUCACAACCACCCGCACCACUCGCUCCGCCCACGCCGGCACCGCCUUCCGCCUGGCUGCCGCCUCUGCCCACCACCCCCACCCUCGAGACCACGGCCUCUGUUGUGGUGGCGGUGGACAAGUGGCUCAAGCCGCUCUUGCCCACGCGCACCACCAGCCAUACUCUCCCCCACCUCGAUGCCUUUAUCAGAGGUGCCGCCAAACAAAACCCCAAUCUUGCAACGGUCGUUGCUUCCAUCCGCAAAACCAUCGAUGAAGCUCGACCAGAGUUUCCCGUCAUGGAUUGGGCUGCCUUCCAGACGACUACCACCCAGGCUCUCAACACACUCGACCAGGCACUGGCAGCGCCCGAAGCGUUAAGCAACCGCUUGAAGCAAUUGGACCCCAACACUGACAACCUAGAAUCAGUGCUGCAAGAGCUGCACGGUGUCACUGCUGGUUUUGAGCUGCAGCCGGUGCUUCUCGAGCUUCAGGACAUGCUGGCAGCGUGCCCCGCUCCACCCACCACGCCAGUGAUCGCGCCCAAGAAGCCACCCACCGACCUAGCGGCGGCCCUGAGCAAAGUCAUCGCCCUGAGCGGCGUGGAACCCAAGCGUCAAGAGCUGCUCACCAGCGCCAACAGCGACAUCAAGCGCCUGGUGCUGGCCUUGAUUGAUGCCCUGGGUGCCGUGGCAAGAGCGGGAACCACCGACACAAUUCAUCGCGUGGAGACGCUACGGCAGUGCGCGCAAUGCGUGGAUGCAAGUGCACCGCCGCCAGCCGAGGCAUUGCCCGAGGCCUGGGAAGAGCUGUGCCAAGCGCACAAGAAGCUGAGCCUGCUCGAGCAGAACGGUCUCGAGCAAAUUGCUCAGUGGCAGCCACCUCCAGACUACGAGCAUCAGAAUUGGUACCUGGCGUUUGUGCACCACGAGUCGCAAGCUCUGCUGCAGCAGUUACAAGACAUGAUCGACUGGCAGGCCACGACACUCUCCAUGUUGGACUCGUGCAUGAGGCACGUGGACAGCUUGACCCAAGGCCUUGAGCACCCAAACAUCGUUCCAGUCCUUGGUGCGCUUCUGGACGUGCACAGUGGCCACCCCAGCGCCUACUUGGUGCAGCCGUGGUGUACCCAAGGAGAUCUGCAGCAGUGGCUCGGCAAGGCGCGGCAUCUGGCCACCUCGACCGUCGUUGCGAGUUUGAUGACGCAGCUGCGCAUGGCCCUGGCGUUUAUGCAUAGCAAAGGCCUGGUGCACCGAGAUGUCAAGCUGAGCAACGUCAUGCUGGAUGGCGAGGAGGACCAACCUGUUGUGCGGCUCGGUGAUUUCGACAUUGCCAAGGCUGCCGCUGAAGCCACCAUGUUGCCUUGCACUGCUACUGCGUCGUCGGGCACGGCGGGCUAUGUAGCACCGGAGGUGCUUUUCGGUCGGGGUCGUGUGGGGGCGCGUCCGGCACAGGAUGCCUUUUCCUUUGGCUGUGUUGUCUACAACACCUACAUGUUCCCACAAACGGUGCCACCUGCUCACCCACGGGAUGAUGAGGUCGUGUAUCAAUGCAGAUGGAGUAUACCAGCGAGAGAUGAUGUUUGCAGCUUUCCGCAUCUGGCUGCUGAGGUCAGUGAUGAAUUUUUGACUGGAUCAGGCAAGACCAGCUCAUUCUAA